Molecule: messenger RNA, 6108 nt
Organism: Seriola aureovittata
Lineage: Eukaryota; Metazoa; Chordata; Actinopteri; Carangiformes; Carangidae
Gene: klf12b
Product: Kruppel like factor 12b
Exons: 6
Coding region: 682-1875 (397 amino acids)
Biological process (GO): regulation of transcription by RNA polymerase II
Molecular function (GO): DNA-binding transcription factor activity, RNA polymerase II-specific; RNA polymerase II cis-regulatory region sequence-specific DNA binding
Source: RefSeq, a predicted model, not a curated record
GACUGGAGGCACAUGGGGAGAGGUUGUUGCUUUUGCAUAUCUUUCUGUGGAAUGCUGGGAAAAAUUUCAAAGGUGUUUUGACUUUUAUUUUCCAGUAGGAAUAGUGUGCAAUUUAACAAAGAGAACAAAUAAGUUUGGAUGAUAGAUUUUUUUGAGGCCCAAAAAAAAGAAGCUCUUUCUACAAAAUGAAAUUUACCUCAUGGGGAAAAUGGGAAAAUUUUAGAUUUUAUCUGAAGUGUUUCACUCUGAUUUUUAUUUAUUUUUUUCUCUGAGGAAGAGAAAAUGUCUCCACCAGAAUGAUGGUCAUCUGGAGUAAAACAAACCUCACUUUCAGCCUCUCUUAGUGCACUCGUCUCUCUUCCUCUCCUCAACACAUGGCUUGAGGCUGGACUGAGGCUGCAGCUCCACCCGCCCAGGCGUUACUAUGGCAACGCUAUCUGGGCCUACCAAGACCUGAAGCCGAAGGACAUCCUGGACAACAAUACAAUAGCAGCACAGCCAGGGUACCUGAGGGACUUAGACCUGAGAGGCGAGAUCUGGGGGGGUUGCAGACUGAGUAAAUCCUCCUUCUUUCUCUGCCUCCCUCGCACACAAACACAGUCAGGAUUAGCUUUUCCCAGAGAAUCCAAGAGGUAGUGGAACAAUACUUGGCAUUUAGUGAUUCUGGUGUGGCAAUUUUGAAUGAAAUUUAGAAAGAAAAAGAAAAAAAAAAAAGAGAAAAAAAAGAAAUGUUUUUUGGUAACUAUUUUGAGUGGAUUUUCGGGCAGCCUCAGAAACAGGAUGUUAAUGCUUGACGGAAUGCCUGCAGUCCGAGUCAAAGCUGAGCCCCUGGAAUCGGAACAAGGGUCGCCUAAAGUGCGCCCUUAUUCUGCGAUGGACGUCCCCUUCUUCCUCAGUAGAGUUAAACCCGAACCCCCAGAAGACCUGCUCGCUCACGACCUGCACUUCCACACACAGACCGAGCCUGUCGACCUGUCAAUCAACAAACCCCGCCCCUCCUCUUCAUCCACCAUCCCCACCACCACGACCUCAUCAUCAUCCCCUCUCAGAUCCGCCUUCUCCCCGUCUUCUCUAUCGUCGUCAUCCUCCUCCUCCUCCUCCUCCUCCUCUCCAUCAGUUAUCACCUCAGCCUCAUCGGUGCUCACACCAGGCCCUCUGGUUGCCCCUGGCGCCGGGGUGAGAGGUCAGCCGUAUUUGCACAUCCUGCACUCUGUGCCGCCGCCUCCUUCGAGCCCUCUGAGCCUGCAGGGAGCAGGGAAGCUGGCUAGCCAUGUUCACCGCAUCCCGGUUGUGGUACAGUCACUGCCCCUCAUGUACACCACUGCCGUUCGAUCACCCUCCAGCCUCAACAACGCCAUCAUGCUACCUCUGCUGGAUGAGGUCAAAAGCCAGGGCAAAGCACACACAGACCCCAAUGGCCUGUCGCCAAGGCAGAUCAAAAGUGACAGCGAUGACGACGACCUGCCAAACGUGACCUUGGACAGUGUUAAUGAGACCGGCUCCACUGCGCUGUCUAUAGCCCGCGCCGUACAAGAUUCCAUGUCCCCGUUCAGUAUUGACAGCAUACGGCGCCCCCGGAGGUCAGAGUCACCAGAUUCCAAAAAGAGAAGAAUCCACAGAUGUGACUUUGAGGGCUGCAAUAAGGUGUACACCAAAAGCUCCCAUUUAAAAGCACACCGAAGGACGCAUACAGGGGAAAAGCCAUACAAAUGCACCUGGGACGGCUGCACGUGGAAGUUUGCUCGCUCUGACGAGCUGACGAGGCAUUACAGAAAACACACGGGGGUCAAGCCCUUCAAGUGUGCAGACUGUGACCGCAGCUUCUCCAGAUCUGACCACUUGGCUCUGCACCGACGGAGACAUAUGCUGGUGUGAAUCAGACGGAGAGAGAUAAAGAGAAAGAGAGAGAGAUGAAACGGAACAAACACAUACACAUGCACACACACAAACAAACACACACACACACACACACGCACACACACACACACACACAGGCAGCCGGGGGAGCGGGAUCUCCCUAUGAAUGUUUUUCAGCUGGCCUGGAUGUGCACACACAUACACAAACAUACACGCGCACAAACACACAGACACACACACAAACACACACACACACACACACACACACACUCUCAUCCGUCAUAAGGAGAGAAGAUGUAGUGGUGCACAGAGCUUGUGGAGCACAAAACAGGGUCACUUCUGGAUCCUCUUUGGGUUGGAAGGAAUAGACGGCAGGAUCUUUUAUUGUCAUUGUUUGGAGUAUAAUAGGGAACUGUAUUUUACAGCACUGUUCAUAAAUGUUUCACUUUUGAUUUUUAAAAUGAACUCGCACUCUUCAUUUGGACAAAAAAAUAUAUAUAAUGCAAUCGCAACUGUCUCAUUUUUGGUAUCUUUCUUUUCAUUAUUGUUCAAAUGGCUGCUUUUCCAGCAUUCAUAAUGUGAAAGAUCCCGUUGUAUGGAAUGGAUUUUUCUGUGUGAGCAGAAAGAAGUUAGGCCUGGACUGGAUCACAGGAAACGAUUUUGGGCCUAGUUGGAGUUACAGGCAGUAUUGAUUCGCCGUGCCUCCCUGUGAGUCUGACUUAUGACCAGCAGAGGGCGCCAUUUCAUCACAGAUGGUUUCCUUUUCCCGCUGGAGUCUGCUGUUUUGUUAGAGGCAUCCCAUUUUAAAAAGCUAAAAGAGGGCUGGACUUUCACCUUUUUUUCCCAUAGCCAGCAAACAAUAAAACAGCAUGACUCAAAAUAGCCACAACCUGAAUGGAUCAACCUCAUCAACACCUCCACUGUUUCAGAUAUUCAUUGCUUCGUUUCAAACGAUGGAAAAAAAAAAGAAAUGGACGUGCAUAUCAUCCCACCAGCAAGGAAACACACCAUUUAUGACUUACUCACAGGGCCGGAUUACCCCAAAUAACAUCAGUGCUAUUCUUUAUGUUGAGCCUCUUGAAAUCUUUGGUUGAUUUUGUGCUGUGAUUAGCAAUCAGUAAAGUGCAAUCUUAAAGGAUAAAUAUACUUUCAGUAUGACAACGUUCGUUUUGUUUAUUGAAUCUUGCUUUUUUUUUUCUUUUUUCUUUUUUUUUUAAUGCCUGCUUAUUGCCUAUGUUUGACUCAGAAAAAUACAACCCCUCAUGUACAGUGAACUUUGAAACAAUCAGAGGAGAUUUUCAGUAUGUGAAAAAAAAAAAAAAAAGAAUAGAGGCACCUUACAGACUCAUGCUUUCAUUCUGUCCUGAUCUAUCUGUUGUUAUUAUUCAGCUCUGUUUUCUCAGCUGGGUUUUGACAGUGAAAGGAAUUUGUGUUGGUGGUUUUGCACAGCAGCACUUGACCAUAAGCUGACAUUGACACCGGCUGCAAUGUUACAGGGAUAGCGUGGUACCUGAUGUACAAUACCGAAGAGCAAUACAUUCUGAACAAAGGAAUGAGAAGGAACGUCCACCUCCUCUUUGUUCUGUUUGCUGAUGUCAAUAUCCGAGGAGAGGUUUCUAGCCAGGCCAACUCCUCGCUCAGUACCAUGACUCCCCUGUGUUACCGAUUUGGUUUGUAGCUCCAGCACUCGAAUCUGAUGUGUCUCAGUUACUGAGUUACUAUAAAAUCAUUUAAUUUUAUUUUGUUUUAUUUUGUUUGUCUCAAAUACAGAAAGUCACUUGAAAUGUUAUCACCUCAGACCAGAUAUAUGUUAAGAUUAUUAUCUGAUGUACCUGAGAUUUGGCUACAUAAAAUACUGAAAACCAGAGGAGUCACAUAUGCAUGCAUACAUAUGACAUAUAUAAAAAUAAUACAUACACAUGCACAUACAUUAAUACAUUAUGUAUGUGCACUACGGCUACAUUUUAAAUGCAGUUACUGGCAGAUAUGUCUCUUAUAGAACAUCACUUAACCUUAAUCAGGAAGCUUAAUUAAAAAAAAUAUUUUUAUACUCAUAAUAACAAGACUUUUUUUGCAGGUGUUUCCAUCGCUCUUAAUGCUGAGAAAGAGCUGCAGACAUAAACUUGAGAGCAUCAGGCCAACCCAUAUCAUUUGAUAGUGCUGCUAAAUGUAUUUAUUGGACCGAAGCCAGUAAAAAGAAAUGGUAACCUUUUUGAUAAUAGCACCUUGAAAACCAUACACUUACACACAUACAACACACUCUCAUGCACACACACACACACACACACCUGCAUUUGCAUCGAACACCCUCGCUUUCAGUAAAGUAGCCAAAUCCAGGAAGUCAUUUCCACACAAUGUAUGUGACACCCCCCCCCCCUUUUUAAUGUAAUGGAGGAUGGUAAUGUCUGUUAUCAUUAUUUAUGUAUAUUGUUUGUGCACAGCGUCAUUAUGCCCAGUUUGUAUUAACAUUUUGGCAAAAGCAUAUCAGCACCUUGUUUGUUUAUUAGUAUGAUUUUUUUUUUCAAAUUAUUUUAUUUCAGAUGUCGAUUUAUAAACAAAUAAUCAUCAUCGUAUUUUAUCAUCCAUAUAAUGUAUAAGAUCAUUUUAUGAUUGAGGGGGCACUUCGUCAUUGCAUAUAACUCUUUUUCUUCUGUAAAAAGGAUCUUUUGAAAUGUUGUAAUAUAUGUGAUAGUGAAGAUAAAAACUUAUUACAAAGUUCUACAGCCUGUAUAUACAUUGGAAAAAUAGGGCUUUUGAUUAGUAGAUGCAGGAAAUACAUUUAUACAUGUAAAGUCUUUUUCAGAGACUGUAAUUUAUCUAAUUUGAUAUACAGUGAAAUGGGGCUAAUGGUAUUCAUCAUGUAAAUUAUCAUAUGUGGUGUUAUAUAACGGUUUGCAUUUUUUUUUGGUUUGUGGUCAACUAAGUUCAUGAUCAAAUCAUUUUUAUUCCUAAGGCUGAACCAGUGUUUGCUAUAAUCAACAAAUUAUUUAUAUACAGUACAUUGACCAUAUUAAGGUACUCGAUUCCCUGUGUUGCUAUUUUGCUAUACCCGGACAAAAAAAAAAAAAUCUAUUGAUUCAAGCACAUAUCAACAACACAUGUACUCUCCUAUCCAGUAUAUGACGUUGCAUGCCUUAAUACAACCGUUUUUCAAAAAAUUCAAUUAGACUUGAAGGUGGUGUCUCCACAGGACAGGGUGAAUUGUAUUUCCCUCCAGCGUCUCUUUCCUCGUUUUAAAAGCAUAAUUUUGUAACGGUAACCAGGGUCAAAGUUAUGCAAUAAUAAUGAAUAGUGCCUCAUAUCACACACUUGUAAUACCAACUGCUCUGUGCAGGAGUUUCAAUUUCAGCAUGUGUGCUCAAAUUAAUAAAUUUCAAAUGAGAAAUCAUGAAAAAAAGCACAGACAACAUUAUGCAAGUCGGACCUCUAAUGUUUCGCUUUCUUUAUUCGCACUGAGCCUUAUGCCAUUGUGUCAAAUGCAGCAUCCUCCCAUUACACUUUCACGGGCUGUUCAUAGCACGCACUGCAUUAUUACUUUGCUUGCAAUAAGUCACUUCCUCUAAGGGGAGCAAAACUGAGUUACAAAGGCCUCUUGAUGUUUCAGCUUCAGCACAUUAAAUCAACAUAGUGAUUCCAUGGAAGAUAAUGAGGAAUCUUAUUCAUAGGAGAGAAAAAAAUCCAGUGGCUGGGAUUCCAGAGUGAUGCCUUUGUUUAUGAAUACUGAUCUUACACUUUGUAUCAGUUCAAUAUCUAUUUUACUUUCUGUGUAACAUCUGCUUUUGAUUUCCUGGUUUUGAAAAAUUUAAGUAGUGAAACCAAUGCAUAUGUUUCAAGUUUGCUGAUAUUACGUACAGUAAUCGUUGUUCCUGUAUUUAUGUAAAGUGAGUGUAGUGUAAAUAUAUUCAGAUCUUUCCAUUCUUGCUGUUAAAAAAAAAAAAAAAAAAAAAAAAAAUUGUGAUAUUGCUCAGCAUCGCUUCAAAAGGGAGAUUCUGCUCAUGGAAAUCCACAUCUGUAAAAGAAGAUUUUUAAUCCUGAUAUUUUUCAAAACUCCAAGAACAGGUGUCCUUUCUUUCUUUCUGUUACGCUUUUCUUUUCUCCAAGAGUUGUUUAAGUAUCCAGUCAGUGUUUUUGCCUUUUUCUCUGUAUUUUUCAUAUGGAUGGAGCUGUGAAAUUAAAAUAAGUUCAAACAUAUACAUGUAUAUAAAUAUGAAUGGAGGCAUGAAGGUUAAUAAAGUUGCAUUUUGUAUGUAA